AUGCAGCCAUUGUUAGUCACUGAGGGGAACAUCCUAUGUGCUGAAUAUGUGAUUAAAAUUUGUUGCUACAGCUUGCAGCCAACAGAAGGAACAACAAUUGAGAAACAAGCAUCAUCUGGUCCCAUCAAGGAUAUGGAAGACAUUUUCAGUGACGUAUUCCAGUAUGACUGUGGCAUUGAGAGCACCAAGCAAAGUGUUGAUCCUUCAAGUGGACUGGCACUAGCAGAUUCAACUGAUGUAGUUGCUCAUUUCGUUGAUGCUGUAGGGAAACAUCCAGUUGAGAGAGAUGUAAUCACACGGCAAUUUUAUGAGCAAGACACCUUCAUCCAGCUGCAGUCAAGGUUUUGGAUAGAGCUGAACCUUAACCUUAAGAGUUACCAGGAAGUAGGCAGCAAAGAUGCUACGAACAUAGAAGGCAUUCUAACCAUAAUAUUAAUUGUGGUUUCAGCAGUGCUUGGAACAAUGGUAAUAGUGCUGUUCGUGGCAUUCUUCCUCCGAACAAAAACAUUGAAACGUCGCUUAGAGGCUCUCCAAGAAUUAAAAUUUGGAUCCCAAAAUUCUGGCUUGAAUCGUGUUGGAGUUGCUGUACCUAAUACCAACAAACAUGCAGUAGAAGGGUCAAAUCCUAUGUGGAGAACAGAAGCAGUUAUUGAUUAUGACAAUGUCAGCCAAAGUAGUGGUGAUUCUGAUAUGAUUGGCAUAGAAGACAAUCCUGAGUUUCAGCCCAGUAAGAACAAAUCACAGUUCCUUGAUGGUCCACAGCCAAGAAAACUUACUGGGAUUCUCAACAAAGAAUUCACUUUUCAUCCAGAUGACUCUGAUGACAAAUUAAAAACUGAAAGUCAGUACCUAAGCCCUGAUUCUUUAGGUGAAGGACAACAACCAAGAAGAAUUACUGAAACACUUAAUAACAAUUUUAUUUUGCAAUACGACAAUGACGCUAAUGAUCUUAAUCAGAAAACUCAAAGUGUAAAUCCUCUUGCCAAUGGAAAUCUGACAAACACAGAUAAUUAUGAAGGAAAUGACAAUUUUAGUUUCAAGCCAACAGAGUCUGUACCUGUUACACAGUUGUAGUAAGGCUGCCUCAGGCACUGUCUCAGGGCAGUACUUAUAUCUUAAGAGUUAUGAUCUUCACUUCAUUUCUUAACUCUAAAUGAUAGUGUGAGAAAUAUGUACUGCAACUUACUUCAUUUAGAGUACAGCUGAGCACUUAAGCUGUUAAGAUUAAUUACAUUUUUUUCUGUGUAUUCAUGUUUACCUUUAAAUGUCUGUGAUUUUCCUUGGAAGUUGUGAAUUUGCAUGAGACUGACAUUGCAGGUAUCUUGUUGUACUCUUUUUUAUAAUCAAAAGAAAUGUAUUAUAUUAUUAGUGGAGUGUUAAGAUAAAUAUUUUAGUUACAAAGCUAAACUUC
Messenger RNA from Schistocerca serialis cubense, 1411 nucleotides. RefSeq lists its product as uncharacterized. NCBI's taxonomy places the organism in Eukaryota, Metazoa, Arthropoda, Insecta, Orthoptera, Acrididae. Bases 1 to 1074 code for a protein of 357 amino acids. The record is from RefSeq and is a predicted model, not a curated record. The transcript is spliced from 6 exons.